AGCAUCAAAGUGAGAGAGAAAUAGCAAUCCCCUUGACCGGGGAUCAAACCUGCAACCUGGUGUAUGCGCUGACUGGGCGGCGCACCGGCAACCAACAUGUUCCAACGGUCGUUUUUGAGGUUUGGGGUUAUGAAUGGGGUUUUAUGCUUCCUGAGUUUUCUGACUUUUUCCCUUUGACCAUACGCACAUACUAAUCACAAGAGACUAUAAAACAAUUGUCAGCAACAAUAACAAAACAAAACAAAACAAAACAAAAACUAGGAAGAAGAAAACCAGAAGUUGGUUUGGGAUCCUGAUUUCUGUCGGGUGAGGUACUAAUGGGGGUUAAAACACAGUGUUUCCAGAGUGCAGUCCGAAGACAGGCAAACGUUAAAGGCAGAGUUAGGUUGCAGAACGUGGGGGAGGGCUCCGGCUCCCAGGAGUGAGUCAUCUGAUAAGAGCCAAGGGCGUAGCUCCUCCCUUUCCCAGGAAACAAAGCCCAGGGCAGCUCAGACCUGGGCCACAGAAGAGUGAGACUCGGAGGUUUCCUGCAGCCCCUGGCUCUUCCUGUCCCUGCCCAGCAUCACAAUGUGGCCGCUCCAAGCAAUCGUAGCCAGGGAUCUCGAAGAGAUCCCAGCCAAGGAUCUGGACAGGUUCAUCGAACACCAUCUCCUGCCAGACACCGCUUUCCGAACGCAGGUCAAGCAAGCCAUUGACAUCAUCUGCAGUUUCCUGAAGGAGAGGUGUUUCCUCCAAGAUAGAGUCCGGGUGUCGAAGGUUGUAAAGGGCGGCUCCUCGGGCAAAGGCACCGCCCUCAAAGAUCGGUCUGACGCCGACCUCGUAGUCUUCCUCAGCCGCCUCACAAGUUUCCAGGAGCAGUUUGAGCGCCGAGGAGAGUUCAUCCAGGAAAUCAGAACACAGCUGGAAGCAUGUCAGCAACAGAGAAGCUUUACCGUGAACUUCGAGGUCCAGCCUAAAUUUCUGAACCCCCGCGCACUCAGCUUCACGCUCAAGAGCCAGUCUUCCCGGGCGGAGGUGGAGUUUGAUGUGCUGCCCGCCUAUGAUGUCCUGGGUCAGGUGACGGAGUUCUACAGACCUGACCCCGACGUCUAUGUCAGGCUCAUCCGCGAGUGCGAGAGACUGGGGAAGGAGGGCGAGUUCUCCCCCUGCUUCACGGAGCUGCAGCGGGCCUUCCUGAAGCAGCGCCCGGCCAAGCUCAAGAGCCUCAUCCGCCUGGUCAAGCACUGGUACCAAAAGUGUAAGGAGAAGCUUGGACAGUCCCUGCCGCCUCAGUACGCCCUGGAGCUCCUGACGGUCUACGCUUGGGAGCGUGCAGGCCGGCAAACCGACUUCAGCACAGCGCAGGGAUUUCGGACCGUCUUGGAGCUAGUCAUGAACUACCGGCAGCUUUGCAUCCACUGGACACAGUAUUACGACAGUUCACAUCCUGAGAUUGGUCCAUACCUGCGGAGGCAGCUCCAGAAACCCAGGCCUGUGAUUCUGGACCCGGCGGACCCUACAGGAAACGUCGCUGGCGGAAAGCCAGAACGCUGGGAGCCGCUGGCGGGAGAGGCUAGGGUCUGGAUGACGUACCCAUGCUUUCGCAAAGGAGAUGGGUCUCCAGUGGGCUCCUGGAACAUAUCGGCCUAAGGAGGCAGCGAAGAUGCCUGGGUAACAUCUGCUCUCAAGACACAUCAGCUCCCCGAUGGUGGACAGCGCCCUGGGUCCUUUCACGCCGGCAUUCACCAGGCAGAGAGCCCCUCCCCGGGUGGAAGAGAACAGAGCACACACUCACCUUUCAGAUGCAAACCAGCCAAUCAGAGCCCAGACUCCCACUCACCCAGGGCAGGUCCCAGAGGACUGGGCACAGCCCCACACUCCAGAGCCCGCUGGAAUUCUUCGCACUGGCCCAUCCUAGCCUGCUUACCCCGCUUACCCUGCUUGCCUUUCCCGUGGGAACUAUGAUAAAGGUUAUUUUUUUGGUUAAUCCUCACCCACAGAUAUUUUUCCAUUGAUUUUUAGAGACCGUGGAAGGGAGGGGAGAGAC
Messenger RNA from Myotis davidii, 2026 nucleotides. RefSeq names its product 2'-5'-oligoadenylate synthetase 1 (gene OAS1). The coding region runs from base 568 to 1629 and encodes 353 amino acids. Gene Ontology annotation, molecular function: double-stranded RNA binding; 2'-5'-oligoadenylate synthetase activity. NCBI's taxonomy places the organism in Eukaryota, Metazoa, Chordata, Mammalia, Chiroptera, Vespertilionidae. The record is from RefSeq and is a predicted model, not a curated record. Gene Ontology annotation, cellular component: cytosol; membrane; nucleoplasm. Gene Ontology annotation, biological process: negative regulation of viral genome replication; regulation of ribonuclease activity; defense response to virus. The transcript has 6 exons.